Messenger RNA from Bipolaris sorokiniana ND90Pr, 1886 nucleotides. RefSeq lists its product as uncharacterized. Lineage: Eukaryota; Fungi; Ascomycota; Dothideomycetes; Pleosporales; Pleosporaceae. The transcript has 2 exons. The record is from RefSeq and is a predicted model, not a curated record. The coding region runs from base 455 to 1864 and encodes 469 amino acids.
GACCAAGUCCGGUAAGUAUGCUGUCUGCAAUCACGCUUAUGGAGGCUGUGCAAACAGGGCUGCGUAGCCAUGUUUAUACCGCGUUCAGAAAAGGCCCCCAACCCCCACAUUAGCGCAACGUCGAACUCCAGCUCGUCGUAUGAACACUGGUCAUGUGUGGUCAAACUCCAUGGGGCCAUCAGCACUAUACCGGUAAGGUGUUCGCACUUUGCGGCAUUGUCGGUAGUGGAAGCCGUAGAACAGUAAGCAAUAAAGAGUUCCAGGUGGAUGGGUCGGUCUCCGCUUGCUGCUGGAUCAUGCGAGGCUGAGCUGGAUGCCUCAUACAAGGCAUGGUAAGUCUUAUUGUCAGCUCGCCUAGUUUGGGAAGAUUUUGCGUCUCCUCUUAUUUUUUUCCUCACUAUUCUUUUAAUCUUUUCUGUCACUCGCUCCACUAUUUGUUGUGGACUUCGUGGAGAUGGUACGGCUUCUGAGAGGUCGGAGCUUCGACAAUAUACCAGGACCUCAUCUACAUGGUCGAGACGCAGCUCCUCUAGAAUGCAAUGGACGAAACGAUAUACCUGAAUGUUAUUUAGGUAUAGCAGGAGGAGCGGCCUCGAAACCCGAAACACCUGAGGUGUUCCCGAGGACUACCGAUGACUCUGCACUUGCAGUUGAAACCAAUGGCCUUGGAGGAAGCAAACCAACACCUGCACAAACUUUCGACGUCACAAUACCUACGACAUUUCCGACUCAAAGUAUAGAUCCUACCCUAUCGACAACUAUAGUCAGCUCAGAACCAAGCUUGGUGACAGCGGGGAGUGCGAAAGGACCAGCACACGAUACCAGCGGACUCACCACAGGAGAAGUAGUGGGCAUCGCAGUCGGAACUCUGGUCAUAGGCGCAGCACUCGCAUUUCUUGCUGCAUUCUUCCUUUUCAAGCGACGGAACAGGCAGCAGAGUGGCAACAUUGGUGAAAGGGGAUACCCGAGUUAUGGAGAUUCGGUGCCUGAGUUUACCAUGGUACAAAAGAGCGUUGGUAGCUUAGGAGACAUGCAUAGCCCUUACGUACAGGUGCCUCAGAUACCACUGCUAGCUCGACGACCCAUUCCACCCGCAAUUCCAGCUCCGGUAAAUGUGGGUCACACAACAUAUACGGAUAUCACUGGUUUUUUGCCGCCUGUUGCACGAGACAGCGAGGUGUGUGAUAGGGUAUCCGCGCUGUUUGAGAAGAUGCAUGAGCAUAUAGAGCGAAACUAUCGCGACGUUCAUGCCAGCAUCACGCCGAGCAUGGAAUCUGGAAUUGCUAGCUUUGGAGCAAAGGGUGUCAAUAUGACGGAAAUGUUGCAAGAGUGCUCGAAUCCGACUACUGCGCUCAAGCAUGCACUCGUGUCGUAUGUAAUGGCCAUAACGAGUUCGAACAAGGACGAAGAACACACAGGCACAUUAUUCCCUGAAGAACUCAGUAGUAUAAAUUCUGAGAGACACAGUAGCAGCUCGGACCCGGGGGUCACUGCAGCAGCCUCUCUACUUAAACGAACCUCGGUGUACCUUUACACCAGUACAUCUGGUACACCCGAGUCCGCUCAAUCCUGGGCGAUUCAGUCCAGCGCCCGCGAAGUCGCUGAACACUUUUCCAUGACGUUUUUCCCUUGGGCCAAUCCCACAUGUAGUGACCAGCAAAAAGAUGAAGACCUUACAUCUAUUAUCAUAGAAGCACGAGAGAUAAGCAUAUGGUUGUUCGGACAGCCAGACUUAUAUGAGUUUGAAUGGGGUGGAGCUGGCAGAAGAGGAGUGCUAGUCAGUCCAGGACUGGUGAGGCGCACAAAUGCAACUGGCGAUGAACAGGAAACGAGGGUAGUGGAAGGUGCAAUUGUGGGUAUGUAGACUAAAUAUAUGAUCCCAUCGC